AUGCCACCUCUUGUCACCAUGGAGAUAUUACUUCAUGCCAAGGGUUUUCAGCACCUAGCGAUCCCUGAUAUUGUCAGAGCAUUAUAUAAAGGUUACAGAACAAUGCCCCCUCAGUAUUUCUCUAAUUAUGAAUCCAUGAAACAGGACUUCAAACUGGAGGUCCCAGAAUAUUUCAACUUCGCUAAAGAUGUCAUGGAUCAGUGGACCAAGAUAGAAAAGGCUGGAAAGAGGUCUCCCAAUCCAGCUUUCUGGUGGAUAGAUGGAAAUGGAGAAGAGGUGAGGUGGAGUUUUGAGGAACUGGGAUCUUUGUCCAAGAAAUUUGCUAAUACACUUACAGAAGCCUGCGCCCUGCAAAGGGGGGAUCGAGUCAUUUUGAUUCUACCCAGGAUUCCAGAGUGGUGGCUUGCAAAUCUGGCUUGUCUUCGAACAGGGACAGUUUUAAUUACAGGACCCACUCAACUGACCCAGAAAGACAUCCUUUACAGAUUACAGUCAUCCAGAGCCAAGUGCAUUAUUACUGAUGACGUUUUAGCCCCAGCUGUGGAUGCCAUCAUACCUAAAUGUGAAACCCUGCGCUCCAAGCUAAUUGUGUCUCAGAACUCCAGAGAGGGAUGGGGGAACCUCAAGGAGAUGAUGAGACAUGCCAGCGACAGCCAUACCUGUGUGAAGACCAAACACAAUGAGCCGAUGGCCAUUUACUUUACCAGCGGGACAAGUGGCUCUCCGAAAAUGACCGAGCACAGCCAAGGCAGUUUUGGUAUAGGACUGUCGAUCAAUGGAAGAUUCUGGCUGGACUUGACACCCUCAGAUGUGAUGUGGAAUACCUCAGACACAGGCUGGGCAAAAUCUGCGUGGAGUAGUGUCUUUUCUCCAUGGAUCCAGGGAGCAUGUGUAUUUGCACAUUAUCUGCCACGUUUUGAGCCAACUUCCAUCAUGCAAACACUCUCCAAGUUUCCCAUCACCGUCUUUUGUUCAGCUCCGACUGCAUACCGAAUGCUUAUACAGAAUGAUAUGACCAGCUAUAACUUCAAAAGCUUGAAGCACUGUGUGAGCGCUGGAGAGCCAAUGAACCCUGAAGUGACUGAACACUGGAGAAAUCAGACGGGUCUGGAUAUCUACGAAGGAUAUGGGCAGACGGAAACGGUGCUAAUCUGUGGAAAUUUUAAGGGGAUGAAAAUUAAGCCUGGCUCAAUGGGAAAGCCUACUCCUAUGUUUGACGUUAAGGAUAAUCCUUCAAAAACAGCAUCAACUAUCCGAGGCCAUUUCUAUAUCACUGGGGACAAGGGCUAUAUGGAUGAAGAUGGGUAUUUCUGGUUCGUUGCAAGAUUGGAUGAUAUCAUAUUGUCCUCUGGUUACCGAAUUGGACCAUUUGAAGUAGAAAGUGCCCUGAUUGAGCACCCUGCAGUUAUGGAAUCAGCUGUUGUCAGCAGUCCAGACCCCAUCAGAGGAGAGGUAGUAAAGGCUUUUAUUGUUCUGAAUGCUGAUUACAAGUCAUGUGACGAAGAACAAUUGAAAAAGGAGAUUCAAGAGCAUGUAAAAAAACUGACAGCACCUUACAAAUAUCCCAGAAAGGUAGAAUUUAUUCACGAGCUGCCAAAGACUGUCAGUGGGAAGAUAAAAAGAAAUGAACUGAGAAAAAAAGAAUGGGGAACAAUUUAA
Molecule: messenger RNA, 1659 nt
Organism: Chrysochloris asiatica (Cape golden mole)
Lineage: Eukaryota; Metazoa; Chordata; Mammalia; Afrosoricida; Chrysochloridae
Gene: ACSM3
Product: acyl-CoA synthetase medium-chain family member 3
Exons: 12
Coding region: 1-1659 (552 amino acids)
Biological process (GO): fatty acid biosynthetic process; acyl-CoA metabolic process
Cellular component (GO): mitochondrial matrix
Molecular function (GO): fatty-acyl-CoA synthase activity; fatty acid ligase activity
Source: RefSeq, a predicted model, not a curated record